Ictalurus furcatus (blue catfish) is the source of this 1652-nucleotide messenger RNA. RefSeq lists its product as uncharacterized. The coding region runs from base 313 to 669 and encodes 118 amino acids. The record is from RefSeq and is a predicted model, not a curated record. The transcript is spliced from 2 exons. Lineage: Eukaryota; Metazoa; Chordata; Actinopteri; Siluriformes; Ictaluridae.
GUCUCCACACCCUGACACGCUCCGAAGAGGAAAAACAAGAGGAGGAGAAAGAAAGCUCGACUACUUCAUUUGUACAGAAGUCGUGUGUGUUCCACGUACAAAAGAACACUGAUUUUACACCCGACUGAUCGUGGAGAGAAAAACAGCUCUGCAAGAACGACAGGAAACUCCAGAAAAGAUUUAAGCGUCUCUACAAAGUCAAGAUUCAAGCUGGCGGGCCGGGUGAGGGAUCUUCAGUCCCAGGAAGAGGGUGGCAUUCGGGAAAACGGCGACACUGUGAAAAAACCUUCCAGAUUCACCCAAGAAGAGAAAAUGAUUGUGACUGAAAUUGAGAAGGAGAUUCCCAUGCGUGUGUCCCUGCCUAUUGAGGUGAUGAGUCCUGACCAGGCAUUUCCUUUCCUCAACACGACACUUGCAGAUCUGGGCAUUGACGAAUCGGCAGUGAAAGAGCGUGUGGUGUGGGUAGACACCAAGCGCACAAAGGUGAGGAGCAGAUCGGGGAAACUUAAAGAGAAGGAAGUGUCGGUGCUGGAGGUACGAGUGAAGGCACAACUGCCGGGUCAAGCCAAAUGCCAGGAGGUUCUCUACAGCACCGAGUCACACACGGACCGCUCUUACUGCCGCAGCGGCAUCAUCUUCCAGCCGUGGACACGCGCUCAAACAGGUUAGGAAAUCCUGAAGUUUCAUUUUGUGCGAGGAGAACUAACGCACCAGACACUCGGAAUUUUAGUCAGUAGAACCGAUAUUGCCGCACUGGAAGACCGUGUGGUGCGAUUUAUCAGUAUGGUUGUGAAGAAUUUUCCUUGUAACCAAUUAACAAUAAUUUUUUAUUUUUAUUUUUUUUUGCAGUUGACAAUGAGAUGGUGGAAAUGACCCUGGCUUUGGAUACACAAUCCCAUACCACAAAAGACAAGUCAGAAGAGCAGUUGGAAUGAACAUAGAUCAUCAUCAUAACACACUAACAUCAUGCUGUUAUUUGACCUUUUUAAGAUAUGACCGGUCUCUAACCUGCUUCUUACUGCAAUACUGCUUAAAUACAGACUGUUAUUUCUGGGAUUUUAUUAAAUCCUUGUCUAGGUGUAAAAAUACUCAGACAUUUCCCCCAAAUGUGGUUACAGUUAGCCACUGAUAACCGCAUGGAAAGAUAGUAAUAUAAUAGUAAUGAUCGUUUCUUCACGAUCAACGUGUUUUAAAGGAGUUUCUUCUAACACAGGCAAGUAAGGCUUAGAAAAAAAAAACACCUCUUCUCUUCUUUGUAUAGAAAACUGAAGAUUAAGCGGUGUGUUCCAGGAACGAAAACCAGGAACGUGCAAGGAGAUCAACUUCUUCUGAACAUGCUUUGUGGAACUGCUGAUCUCAACACGAGCUUCUAUACAUUUAAACGAUUUCCUAAAUAUACGUCUUCUCUUUAUAUAACCAUCCUGAGUCGCUGUAGUGAGGGUUCAACGUGCUGAGUGGCCGUCUAGAGAAAACCGCUAGGCGUUUAAGAAGAACUGCAUCUUUCAUUGCGACGUGAACCUCCGAACAUACUCAAAGGAUAGGAUUUCCCGAGGUUGUUAUGUAUGCAGCAGAUCAAACUAGUAUCAAAACAAGCCAAAAUAACGGUUAAUAAAAGAAAUGUCAAAUUCUUACAAAGACAAAAAAAAAGAAAA